AGAACCACUGCUAAGCUUGAACGAAUCUGUCAUACCAAAACACGCGUCGUGAUUGUCAGUAGGAUAUUUUCUACUAAUACUACAGAACAACGAACACAGCACUACUGGGCUGAAAUGUUCAGACUUACUCCAGCAUCUAGACCAGAGGACAAACUCCUCAAGGCCCGGCAAGGCCAAAAGAUGCAGUGGGUAAACGAAACUGAGCAGCAACCCAGAGGCCGUGUCCAAAAUUCUAGCAGAGUAGUCUUAACGCCACAUUUGGAGGAGAGACCCAAACUUCCUCAGCUUGAAGUAGAGGGAAAGCUGCUGCAAAGAACAGCUAAACAAGCAGAGAGGUUCACAGAGCACAAGACACGUCAACAGAUUGUUUUUGAAAACAUGGCGGCCUUACAGAAGAAGCAGGCUACCGCCAGAACUCUGAGGGAGAAGCAGAGCUUUGCCCAGUAUGAAGCCAACAGAGCAGCUGAACUGGCUAGGCAGAAGCAGGAACAGGAGGCAAACAGCGCUGCAUUGCGUCACACACACUUUGACUUCCUUCAAAUGCAGAUACAGGAGAAAAGGCAGCAAGAAAUGGCAAAGCGUCAGAGCGAUUUGGACGCUUCUCGGGCUAGGGAUCAGGACAGCAAGUUGUUCCACCAUGAGGAAAAAUUGAAGUUUAUGAAGGCCAGAGAAAAGAAAAUCGAUAUACAGAACUUCAAUAUGGCCAUGGCUGCUGAAAAACGUGAAACACUGCAGGAGCAGAAUGCUGCAAUGGUGAAUGCAAAAGCAGAUAGGUUCACAGAGCGCCAGACAAACCAAAAGAUUGCUUUUGGUAACAUGGCGGCUUUACAGAAGGAACAGGCUACUGCCAGAACUCUGAGGGAGAAACAGAGCCUUGCCCAGUGGGAAGCUAAGAAAGUUGCUGUACUGGAAAAGCAGAAGCAGGAACAAGUAGCAAACAACGCUGCAAUGCGUCGCACACAACUUGCCGGCAUUCAAAUGCAGAUGCAGGAGAAAAGGCAGCAAGAAAUGGCAAAGCGUCAGAGCAAUUUGGACGCUUCUAGGGCUAGGGAUCAGGACAACAAGUUGUUCCACCAUGAGGAAAAAUUUAAGUUUAUGAAGGCCAGAGAAAAGAAAAUCGAUAUACAGAACUUCAAUAUGGCCAUGGCUGCUGAAAAACGUGAAACACUGCAGAAGCAGAAUGCUGCAAUGGCGAAUGCAAAAGCAGAUAGGUUCACAGAGCGCCAGACAAACCAAAAGAUUGCUUUUGACAACAUGGCGGCUUUAGAGACGGAACAGGCUACUGCCAGAACUCUGAGGGAGAAACAGAGCCUUGCCCAGUGGGAAGCUAAUAGAGUGGCUGAACUGGAAAAGCAGAAGCAGGAACAAGUAGCAAACAACGCUGCAAUGCGUCGCACACAACUUGCCGGCAUUCAAAUGCAGAUGCAGGAGAAAAGGCAGAAAGAAGAGGCAGAGCGUCAGAGUGAUCUGGGCUCUUCUUGGGCUAUGGAUAAGGGCUACAAGUUGCUCCAACAUGAAGAACAAUUGGAUGCUAUGAAUGCCAGAGAUAACAGAAUCGCUGCAUGUAACUUCAAUAUCUCAGUGGCAGCUGAAACACGUUUCAGAAUGCAGGAGCAGAAUGCUGCAAACUCCAGUUUGUUCCUAAAACCGACUGCAGAAGCAAAGAGGUUUAGGAAGCUCCAGACAUGUCAACAGAUUGUUGACAAUCUGACGGCCUUACAGAAGGAGCAGACAAAUCUGGGGCUCAACUCUGUCUCCCACAAACCACUGUCCCUCCGAAAAGAGUUGACUUACAAUCUCAGUAUAGAAGGGUCGGAUUACGUCUCUGCAGGUAUCGGGGAGCCAAAAUACAGACUUCCAUUACAUCCUAAACCUUUUAGACUGCGGUAGGGGCUCAAGCUUUGGCCAGAUCUUUACGAAAGGGUUUCCUCCGGGCGCUCUGGUUUAAUCCCGCACACUUUAAAUUAAAAAAAAAAGAAAUUGUCUAUAGGACAGAAUUAGUGUAUUUUCACUGGGGACAAGUGAAUGUCCUCUGCUGAAAUGAACACUAUGAAUGGUUACUCUUUAAGCCUUGUGUUUACGUUAGGGUUUACUCCGGGUGCUCCGGUUUCUUCCCGCACACUUUAAAUUUAAAAAAAAAAUAAAAUUUGUCUGGAGGACAGAAUUAGUGUAUUUCCACUGGGGACAGGUGAAUGUCCUCUGCUGAAAUGAACACUAUGACUGGUUACUCUUUAAGCCUUGUGUUUACGUUAGGGUUUACUCCGGGUGCUCCAGUUUGUUCCCGCACACUUUAAAUAAAAAAAAUAAAUAAAUGUUUGUCUAGAGGACAGAAUUACUGUAUUUUAACAGGGGACAGGUGAAUGAGGAAUGCUGCAUGGUGGUGCAGUGGUUAGCACUAUCGCCUCACAACAAGCGGGUUGCAGGUAUGAAUCUGGCUUGGGGCCCGUCUGUCCAGGGUGUACCCCGCCUUUGCCCAAUGUCAGCUGGGAUCGGCUCCAGACCCCCCGCGACUCUGAAUGGUAUAAGUGGUUACAGAGAAUGGAAGUACUAAUAGUCUAGUGAACAGAAUUAGUGUAUUUUCAAUGGGGACAGGUGAAUGUCCUCUGCUGAAAUGAGCACUAUGACUGGUUACUCUUUAAGUCUCAUGUUUACGUUAUGUUCCGGAUGCUUCGGUUACUUCCCUCACACUUUAAAUAAAAAAUUUGAAAAAUUUAAUAAAA
Molecule: messenger RNA, 2720 nt
Organism: Sebastes umbrosus (honeycomb rockfish)
Lineage: Eukaryota; Metazoa; Chordata; Actinopteri; Perciformes; Sebastidae
Product: trichohyalin-like
Exons: 3
Coding region: 115-1890 (591 amino acids)
Source: RefSeq, a predicted model, not a curated record